Molecule: messenger RNA, 351 nt
Organism: Didymodactylos carnosus
Lineage: Eukaryota; Metazoa; Rotifera; Eurotatoria; Philodinida; Philodinidae
Source: the annotation of a GenBank genome assembly
AUGUCGAAUCAAGGCUUAGAAGUUGUUUCAAAAUUAAAUAAUGAAUUUGAGAAGUUGUACAAUGCUGGAAAUGUUCAUGAAGCAUGCCAAACGUAUUUAUCAGACGCUAAGGUGUUUGCUAAUGACAAACAGGUGUACGAAGGUCCAUCUCAAAUAGAGAAAUAUUAUCAAAAUGCACGUUCGUCGGGUAACACCCAUGUUAAAUUGGAAGUAAACAAGGUCAUUCAAUGUGGUCAAGAUUAUAUGGUUGAAUUAAGCUCAUACAAGUUGAACAACGAUCAUGGAAACUACGUUGUUACAUGGAAAAAAGAAAAUGAUAAAUGGAAAAAAUUAGUUGACAUAUUCAAUUAG